Messenger RNA from Sinocyclocheilus anshuiensis, 958 nucleotides. RefSeq names its product protein deglycase DJ-1zDJ-1-like. Bases 38 to 673 code for a protein of 211 amino acids. NCBI's taxonomy places the organism in Eukaryota, Metazoa, Chordata, Actinopteri, Cypriniformes, Cyprinidae. Gene Ontology annotation, biological process: glycolate biosynthetic process; response to oxidative stress; glyoxal metabolic process. Gene Ontology annotation, cellular component: nucleus; cytoplasm; mitochondrion. Gene Ontology annotation, molecular function: oxidoreductase activity, acting on peroxide as acceptor. The transcript is spliced from 6 exons. The record is from RefSeq and is a predicted model, not a curated record.
CAGAAGUAACCAGACCCGGAAACGCCUUUUAAAAUAAAUGCGUCGUGUGUGUGAGUGGCGUUGUAUUGCGUUGCAGACCGUCACAGGCCUCGGACUCGCAGUCAUGGCUGGUAAAAGAGCUCUAGUGAUUCUGGCGAAGGGCGCGGAGGAGAUGGAGACGGUGAUCCCGGUGGAUGUCAUGCGCAGAGCGGGGAUUGCUGUUACAGUGGCAGGUCUGGCGGGUAAAGAGCCGGUGCAGUGCAGUCGUGAUGUCAUGAUAUGCCCAGAUUCAAGCCUAGAGGAUGCCCGCAAACAGGGUCCGUAUGAUGUGGUACUUCUGCCUGGAGGUUUGCUUGGAGCUCAAAACCUUUCUGAGUCUCCCGUUGUGAAAGAGGUGUUGAAGGACCAGGAGGGCAGGAAGGGUCUGAUCGCUGCAAUCUGUGCAGGCCCGACAGCACUCUUGGCUCACGGUAUCGCAUGUGGCAGCACAGUUACCACCCAUCCAGGUGCCAAGGACAAGAUGAUGGCUGGUGAUCAUUAUAAAUAUUCAGAGGCUCGUGUUCAGAAGGAUGGUAACGUGAUCACCAGCAGAGGGCCAGGAACCAGCUUUGAGUUUGCCUUGACUAUAGUGGAAGAGCUUAUGGGUGCAGAGGUUGCUUCCCAAGUCAAAGCCCCCCUCAUCCUGAAAGACUGAUCAUCAAACUGUGAAGAUCUCGCAUUUACAAUUGUACUGCUAUGCCAAUCUGAAAGGGAGUUGAAUUUAUUUGGUUUUGAGUUUUGCUUGCAUGUGAUUUUCUGUAGGAAUAUGACUAUUUAAUGAAGUUACUUAAAUAUAUAUUUGAAGAGAGUUGCUGCAAACUGGCAGUCGAUAAUCUAAAUGGCUUUUUAUGGCUUCCUGUGAGGUCUGAUUCCCAGUUCUCUUGCUCUGCACUUAUUAACUUCUGAACCAGAAUAAAGUCAUAGUGCACUAAACUCAUAA